Stylophora pistillata is the source of this 1559-nucleotide messenger RNA. Its product is annotated as transmembrane protein 138. The record is from RefSeq and is a predicted model, not a curated record. Lineage: Eukaryota; Metazoa; Cnidaria; Anthozoa; Scleractinia; Pocilloporidae. Gene Ontology annotation, cellular component: cilium.
UCAAUGUUGUCAAACAAACAUGGUUGACAGAGGAUGAGAGUAUCAAGAUUUUGCUUCGUAGUUUACCUGCAACUUUUGUUCCUUUUCGUAGAUUUAUUCAUUAAUUCGUUUGGAGAGCUCUUCCGAACUGCAGAUGUCGUCCUUCUUGUGUUGUACAUAAUUCAAGAUCUCUGCAUUAUCUUUGCAAUCAUUGUGGUAUUUUUGGUGUUUUUCAACACAUACAUUUUUCAAGCUGGAUUGGUUUCCCUACUAAUCAGAAAAUUCAAGACUACCAUUUUUAUUUCUGUGUUAUACUUAGCAUUAUCAGUGGGGCUUCAUGUAUGGACUAUGACAUUAAAAUGGGGUGCCCCCCAGGCAUUUAUUUGGAAUGAAGCUUUCCAAGCACUUUUUGUUUUUCAAAGAGUUGGAGCUGUCUUAUAUUAUUACUUCUACAAGAGAACAGCCUUGCGACUUGGAGAUCCAAGAUUCUAUAAGGACUCUCAAUGGUUAAGACAAGAAUUUGCAAGGACUCACUGAUUACUAUUAUGCUCUUCAAAAUAUGGAAUCUAGAUGUUCAAGGAAGGAAAGAGUGAUAACAACCCAAUCAUUCAUAAAAAAUUCACUAAUAAACCACUUUUCUGUUUAUGGAGGAUUUCUGGUGUUGUACAGCCCAGAUUUACUGCUGUCUUGAAAUAUGAAUGCGUACAUAAAUAAUGAUGGUGCUUCCCCAAGCAAAAUUAAAGAAGUGGAAAGUGUGAAGAGUGCUCAUGGGCUUUAGAAAUGUUGCUAGAAUUAAUAGAUUCAUUAUGAAAAGAAAUACCUUUAUGGUGAAUUUUUAUUGUACACACUGGACCACUUUCUAUCUCUUUGGAUGUGAACAAGGUUCACUUCUUAACAGAAAUACUGUAAUGCAAAAAAUUCAUCUGUGUUAACAGCUGUUUCCAGGAAGUCCAAUUACACAGGUUAAAAAGAUUUCUGGUUUCUGGAAUGUGUUGAAAGGGAAAAAAAAAAAGACAAAAAUCUAAACUGAAACUGUGUUUGUUUUUCUUAUCUUACGAUACUCAGAAAGUCUUUUAGCAAGCCUCAGUUUGAAGCUUAGAAUGGAUCAGGGCAUAACCCUGCAAAAAGGUGUACUGGUUUUGAAUGAGAAGUUUGUCAAGUAGUAAAAUAUCGUGACUGAAAUACUCACUAGAUUUGGUACAUGUUGCUAUGGAUUAAGUUAUUUAAACACCUUUCUGUGCUAAAACCUUGUGUACAGUUUGUACUUACAAAAUUAUAGAUACAUCUGAGAAUUGUGUGUUUGAAGACAGCUUUUGAAUAAUGAUUUUAUUAAGUGUUAUUUUGUAUACUAAACAAGCUUUUUAACAUAAAAAAAUAUUGGCAAGAGCAGGAAAUGGCGUCUGUGCACUCUGAGUAUCGCUAAUAAGUUUGCAUUGCUGGUAAAAGUUUUUGUACUUUGCUAUUGUGAGAAGUUGGUAAAAAACAUUCUAUGUCUACGGAUUGUAGAUUUGCAUCCAGUUAAAUAUAUUGGUAUGUUUCAAAAUGAAUUAAUUGUCUCCAAUAAAAUGUUUCAAGCUGUA